ACACCAUGUUAAAUACAAGCUUUAGCUAGUCAUUUACGUACUCUUGCUCUCAUCAGGUAAGUAUAGUUUAUAGACUAAAAUUAAACUUUCGAAUAGAAAUGGGUGUAUUUACUGGAUUUGAUGGCUUGAUCAAUCAGAACAUUCAACAGCCUCUUAAGGCCGCGGCCGAGUCCAAGAUACCUGAGAAUGUUAAAUCUAGUUCAGUUUCAGAGAAUGAUACUAAUAUUCAGGAACCUUGGUAUUGGGAUCCUGAUGUGGACCCAAAGUUGAAGGCCGAGUACAAGAAAAAUUCGCAUGUUAGAUCAAUGCCAUUGUAUGCUAUCGAUCCUAAAUAUUAUGACUUAGCUGAGGUGAAUAGGCAAGCAGAACUUUGGUCUGGUCCUAAUAACAAGCAUCCAUGGUAUGAUGCUCCUGCUACGGUGAAGGUGAAAAGAAAAAAAGGUCUUUGCAAUUUGAACAUAGAAUUCACAUUGGGAUGGCCUCCUCAAUUACGUUUGGACAACAAAUCAACAAAGGUUUUGAAGAAAGACGGACCGAGGCAGAUCACAGAAGUGAAAAAAACUUUGAGAUAUAAGAUUCUUGGGUUGCCUAUAGCUAUCCCGAUACAUCUAAUCAUCGAUGAAAACCAUCAAAAUCUUACUGCAAAAUAUAAGAAAAAGAAAAUGAUGUACAUGAAAGUGUUUGAGGGUAGCUGGAAAGUGGAGCCACUAUACGCAGAUCAGGAACGCUUAUGCAAGUCUAGGUCGCGGAUUAAUGAAGAAGAGUACAAAAAAUGUAGUGGCGGAAAAGGAAGGAUUGGAUCAAAGGUGACAAUGGAGCAAAUCUUUCAGCCUUGUUCUCUUCUUAAUGUGCCACCGAUUUCUUGGUUCAUCCGUGAGAUCACCAUAAAAACGAUCAAGAAUUUGCUCGAAGAUCUUAGAAAAUUUGUUAUCGACAUGCACAAAAGUUCAAGCCCGGAAUGAGCCGGUUAUAAUGUAGUGGACUGGUAUUAUUGCACGGCUUGGUUAUACAGGGAAUCUGAAUAUGCGGAAAAUGAAAAAAGUAUGAACAA
Messenger RNA from Arabidopsis arenosa, 1051 nucleotides. The record is from the annotation of a GenBank genome assembly. Lineage: Eukaryota; Viridiplantae; Streptophyta; Magnoliopsida; Brassicales; Brassicaceae.